Hypanus sabinus (Atlantic stingray) is the source of this 5473-nucleotide messenger RNA. RefSeq names its product dual specificity testis-specific protein kinase 2-like. NCBI's taxonomy places the organism in Eukaryota, Metazoa, Chordata, Chondrichthyes, Myliobatiformes, Dasyatidae. Gene Ontology annotation, biological process: positive regulation of stress fiber assembly; actin cytoskeleton organization; protein phosphorylation. Gene Ontology annotation, molecular function: ATP binding; protein serine/threonine kinase activity. The record is from RefSeq and is a predicted model, not a curated record. The transcript is spliced from 10 exons. Gene Ontology annotation, cellular component: cytoplasm; nucleus. Bases 1471 to 3762 code for a protein of 763 amino acids.
GGGCGAAGAAGGGAGCGCCGCCCCGCUGCAGCCUCUCCACAUAAGGAACGGGAGCCUUUCGGCGUGCGCAGGGCGGCAGCUCCGUGAUCCCGAGAGCGGGCGGCGCUGCAGGCGGAGCCUGGGUGGGGGGAGCAGCGGGAGGCCUGACCCGUCUGGAGCGGGCUGCGGAGCUACUGGCGGCAGAGCCCGGGCGGAUAAACCGGCAGCCAGGAGCAGUUAGACUGGGAUCAGGCCAGGAAUAAGACCGGGAUCAGAUCGAGAGUCGGUAGACCUGGAUCAGACCAGGAGUCGAUUGACUGGGAUCAGUACAGGAGUACAUAGACUGGAAUUAGACCAGGAAUAAAGAGGAGACAGACCGAGAUCGGAUCAGGAACAUACACCGGGAAUGGAUCAAGAGCCAGUAGGGGAAACUGGGAUCAGACCAGGAGCAGAUAGACUGGAAUUACAUAGAGAAUAAGGAGGAGACAGACCAGGAAUGGGGAGCAGUUAAACAGGGAUCAGACCAGGAAUCAUGAUGGGAUAGACUGAGAUCAGACCAUGAGCCGGCAGAGGACACUCGGUUCGGGCUAGGAAUAGGGAACAGUUAAAUUGGGAUCAAACUAGGAGCAGUUAAACUCGGAUCAGACCAGGAGUUAGGAGCAGGUGGACCAGGAUCAAAUCGGAAGGCAGCUGAGAAAAUCAGGAGUCAGGAGCAGACUGGUUGGGAUCAGACCAGCAGCAGUUAAUCCAGAAUAAAAUCAGGAGUAGGCUGAGGGGUAUUGGGACCCGAGCGGGAGACUGGGUCAGACCUGGAGUCUGUUUUGAUCCUUCUGUUUGUCUAGCACGUUGAAGGGCGGGGUCCUUCCCGAACAGUGCUAGUCCGGGGCUCCAGCAUUGGUUUGCCUUGUCCAAGACUGUGCCCAGGAUGAGGAUCCAUAGACAAUGAACUCUUCUCUCUGGUGAGAGGUGAUAAUUGACUCAAGUUCAGGACAUCUACUGCUCUUCAGUUUGAGGGCUUGACGAUUGACUGGAUUUUCGCUUGACACAAUCUUACCAUUAUUGGAUUAUGUAUUGAUCACGACCAGGUGUAUUGAUGAAUGGACCAUCGUUUUACUGAUUUAUCAAUAUUGGAUUAUUGUUGAACCAUUGCUGGGCUGCAGAUUGAUCAGAAUCGGAUUACCAAUUAACCAGUGGUGGACCGUUGAUUGACUGAUGGAUUAUUAUCUGUUAUUGGGUAACUAAAUGAUUUGCAAACCAAUCCAGGCCAGUCCUGGAGUAUUGUCUACUACCCGUCUACGGUCGCCUGUCAAUGGCCCUGCUGAUACGGAGGAUGCCCAGAGUGGAUCUAAUCUUCGGUUUGAUGGUGUGAAGACUCUUCUCUAAACUCACAGAAACGCCCUUUUCCCUGCCACCACCCUGUCGACAGCCAGAGGAAGAUGUGAAUCAGGGUUGGGUUGAGUUUGGGUGGGAAGGGGUUCACCUUUGCAGAAAAUGUCGCGUGAGCCAGCACUCCGAUUGGACUUGUCCAGUGACAUCCUGGUACCUGACUGUGGACCUCACUCGGCUCCCGCAUCAGGCUCCAUGUCCGGGUGCAACUGCCUCCGCCCCUCGUCGUACAGGGCCCUCCGUAGCGCCGUCUCCACCCUGGCCAGGAUCGACGACUUCUACUGCGAGAAGAUCGGAUCGGGAUUCUUCUCUGAGGUGUUCAAGGUUCGGCACCGGAUGUCCGGGCAGGUGAUGGUCCUCAAGAUGAACAAGUUACCGAGCAACCGCGCCAACAUGCUGCGUGAGGUGCAGUUGAUGAACCGUCUCUCCCACCCCAACAUCCUGCGGUUCAUGGGUGUGUGUGUCCACGAGGGCCAGCUACAUGCUCUGACCGAGUACAUUAACGGAGGAAGCCUGGAGCAGGUUCUGGGCAGCAAGGAGCAUCUGCCCUGGUUGGUCCGAAUCAGGUUGGCACUGGACAUUGCAAAGGGCCUCUGCUACCUGCAUUCCAAGGGAAUCUUCCAUCGGGACCUUACAUCCAAGAACUGCCUGGUAAAGUGCGAGGAGAAGUCCUACACUGCUGUGGUGGGAGACUUUGGGCUUUCUGAGAAGAUUCCAAACUACAGCGGUGAUGGGGAGAAGGUGCCACUGGGCGUGGUUGGAUCACCAUACUGGAUGGCACCUGAGGUUCUGAGAGGAGAGCUGUACGACGAAAAGACAGAUGUCUUCGCUUAUGGCAUCAUUCUGUGCGAGAUCAUUGCCCGAAUACCAGCUGAUCCGGACUACAUGCCCCGCACUGAGAACUUUGGCCUGGAUGUGAAGACUUUCCAGAAGAUGGUGGGAGACUGCCCCCCUGUGUUCCUGGACCUGGCCGUCCUCUGUUGCAAUUUGGAUUCCACCAAAAGGCCAUCCUUUAAAGAGGUUGUUCAAAGACUAGAGGUGAUCCUGGAUCAGAAGCUGUACGAGAACACAGCUCCAGUUAUUGACACAGCAAGAGACCAUCAUAUAACAGUUGAAGUGUCAAGACUGCCUAAUGGAGGCGGCCAGUGCCAGGAAGCAGCCCGGAGCGGUAGCGGAGGGCGUCCCCGGGGCACCAGCGACGGCCUGUCCAACAGCCUGCGAAUCCAGUGCGAGCCCCGGCUGUCGCGCAGCCACUCGGACAUGCUGUCGCCGACCAGCGAGCUGCCGGGACUGCGAGCCCGGUUUAAUCCGUUCUCGGGCCGGGAGGAUCUGAAGGGGGGCAAGAUCAAGCUGUACGACUCGCCCAGCAAGUCGGUCAUCUCGCUGACCUUCGAGCUGCCGCCCGCCGCCGCCUGCCACGUCCCCAUGCCCACCACCCCCGAGCCGCUGACGGGGGCGGGCCGCGGCCUGCCCGCCCUGCUGCUGCCGGCCCGACGCUGCUACUCACUGCCCUCGUCGCCCGUGCUCAGCCGCGGGUCGCGCUUCUUCCGCCAGACCGGGCCGCUGUGCCGCCUCGGGCUGGGGGCGGACGACAGCGACCAGGAGGAAGAGCAGCCGGCGGCCGAGACUCAUGAGCCCUCCUCCGGGUACGGGGGAGCCAGUGGGGCCUCCGGCUCCCCAGAACUCCACCGGGAAUCCGCCUCGGACGGCAGGCCGUACGGCGGCGGCGCAAACGUGAUAGUCAGCGAGCCGAUCCCACCCUCUGGAGGCGACCGGGUUACUGGGCAACGUGAGCCGGUCUCCGGCACCGCGCAUGCGUCGUCGUUAACAGUCGCAGCGCGGGAGACCGGGCUGAUGGACACUACGCAUGCGGAGGCGUUUACAGUGCCGGCACGGGGUGCGGGGCUGACGGAGAGUGUGCGUGCUCUCGCGACAGCUUCCCAGUCGAACAGUAUUCAUGCUUCCACGGUUCCCGCACGAGGCACCGGGUUGACGGACAAUAUGCACGCGGCGAUGACAAAGUUGUCCGUGAGAGAAAUCGGGUUAACGGACAGUGCGCAUGCGCUGACAAUCGCUCCGCCGGGGAAUGAGAGUGCGCAGGUGCCGGUGCUGACAGUGACAGCGCCGGGUCGGGGGCGAUCUGCCAGUGCGCAAGCGCCGGUGUCGAUGAUCGACGUCAGCGUGGGGCAGCCGCGUGGUGAGGUCGCGCAUGCGUCUGAGGUUCCACUGGUGUGUGAUGGCGGGUCGGAGGCAGACGAGCCGGUGUCGUGCCCGGGUUGCUGCCUACCGGGCUUCGCCUUCCUCCCGCCCGUGUGCGUGCGGCCGAACCGAUCCGCCCGCUACCGCAGCCUGAGUUACCCUUCCGAGCAGGGCCCGCGACACAUUCCCCAGGCCUAACCUUGUCCCGAGAGUGGCCCUGUCCUCAUCCCGGCCAACCCUCCACCCACAAGAGAUCAAUCUCACCCGUUGCCAACCUCCACCCCGGGGAGACACGCACACAACCCCAAACCGAGUCUCGCAGAGACUCUCCCUCACCCGCCACCGAACUCCACUGAGUUCCUCACACCACAGUUCCUUUUCUGACCCGCCCCUCCCAAGGACACCCUUCCACUCACCAGUCACCUCCUUCGGAAACCUUCCGUCUCAGCUGCCAACCCCGUUCGCCUGUUUGAUCUCUUCAUUUCCCCAUCUCCCCCAGUUAGACAUCAGGCUGACCUUGGCCUUGUAUAUAAGCGCAUGGCUGCUUUGGUUCAAAAGAUUUUAGAUCUCGGAAGUUCCUUGUAUUAAUCAUUUCUCUUAUGAUUUUUUAACGCAAAGGGAGAGGGGUGGUUAGUGUGGUACAUUCAGGUGGUGCCUUUAACAAUACCUGGUGCAAUAUUUUGCCUUUGAGUGGGGCACAAAUCUUAAACUGGUGUAUACACACAAUGGAUUUUGGUUUUAUUUUGUCUUUGUUUAUUUUUGAUCUGUGCACUUGGAUUUUUUUUUUAAACUGCUACUUGCUUAUGGUGUACUUUAAGCAAUACUUAUACCUCGCGGAGGGUUUAUUCUCCAAUCACCCCCGAAGGGAGAGAUGGGUCUCCACCCUAACUGGCCUGAGUUUGAGGGCAUCUGUCCAGCACUGGCUUCCCCCAAUUCACGGUAGUUUGGAUGUGACCAGUGGCAGAUUAAAUGGGCGGCUCUCUGCGAUUACAAGACGCAGAAGCAGAAUUAGGCCAUUCGGCCCAUCAAGUCUGCACCAUUCUGUCAUGGCUGAUUUAUUAUCCCACUCAACCCCAUCACCUUUGCUGCCUUGACUAAUGGCAAUCAUUGUUGACUGGGAGAGUCAGUAGCUAAAUGCAGAGAAAGCUCUCAGCCCCAAGAUGAUGGAAAUGUCUAACCUAACCCGUGAGAGCUGAGUUCCUGCGCUAUGUGCACAGAUGCCUGCCCUGGCGUCAUUCAGUUAAAGAUCCCCAUAUCGCUGCUUGGAAUUGCCUGCAGGGAAUAUGGGAACCAGAGAAAUCAUGGUGUUUAUAUAAUCUACUAUACCUCUUAAUUCCAGUGCAGUGAACAGGACAAUAGCUACACCAUCACAUAAUGUAUAGUUAGCCCUGUGCUGUGUGUUCCUGUAACAAAAGGGCUGAGGUAUUUUGCAAUGUAAGUCUUGGGGUGGGGGUUGGUAUUGGAAGUGGGGGCAGUCAUGUACCAAUGUACAGACAUCCACACAUUGACUUGGCCUCUGAAACCAUCUUCCAGGGAAGGAACCCCAACAGAAAACUCUCCCAGGGAGAUACACGAGAGGGAGACUUGUUAUUAUAGGGGGAGCUCAUCCACGGAGUGAGUGGGUUCCCAAUGUAAAGAUGCAUUUCCCCCACUAGACUUGACUGAGAUUCCAAGCAGUUGUAAAGAUACAUCUCCCUGAGAGAGAGAGAGAGACGAAGAUACUCAGCUAUGUACAGAUAAAUCUUGAAAGAGGGGAAACUGAGAGAUCCCAGUGUGCACAGAUAUGUUGUUGUAAAUUGGGCAAAUAUUGUUCUAUUUUGAGGACACCUUUUGUAACCAUUUGGUUAAUCUUUCUUGCUUUUUAUUGUCUGACUGAAGAGUCAGAGUUUAAUAAAGCUUUGAUCUUUGA